CUGACAAUAUUUCUUCUAAUUAGGUGGGUUCCAUUUGAUGUUGUCAAGCCACUGCUAGACAGAAAACGGUAUGUGGUUUUAUCUGAUAUUGCCACAGAAAAUGGAGAGCAUUUGCCGCCUAGUAUCCUUGAAAAUUAUGAGGAGCAAAAUGAUGAAAAGCAGUUUCAUGGAUCAAAUGAUAUUUUUGUUGGUGAGGAUGACGAAAUGGAUGAGCCUGAUUUUGAAGAUUCAGAUGACGAAUUGGACCCUGAGAGCAGUGACGUCCAAUUGCCCAAAGUAGAAAAUGGAGAUGUUGGCAAUGUUUUGAUUGGGUUGAAGGAAGUUCGUCUGAGAUACAAAGAUUUGCGUGAAGCUUUUGGUUCCAGCGAAAGGCGGUUUAUGGAGACACAACUGCACAGAUACAUGAGGGCUGUUGGUACAGAGCUCUCUGAACGAAUAGUUUAUUCAUUGGGCUGACGCAAUAAUCUAUUAAUUCAGUGCAUAAAAUUCUUUCCCUCAUUGUAAUUUUAUGGUGCCCUUGUCAAGCUGUUGGUAGAACUGAGGAGCCCGGGAAAACCUUCUGAAGUUUGUGCGUCAACAGUGCAUUUCUUGGUGUGCUGAGGGAUGCAAACUAGGAGGGAACUAAUUUAGUUAUCCAACGUAAUUCAGGGGCUGGUUAUUGGUACUGUGCUGCUCUGCUAGUCGACAUGGAAUAAACAAGAAUCAGAUUGGGGUGGAGCUACUCAAUAUGGUACCUGAUUGGAAAUCUUCAAGCAUCAAGUUGCUUGCUUUAUCCUUCUCCCUUUAUGAAAGCAGCACCUUCUUAGUCAAAAAUAUUACAUUGCAAAUAAUCUUAGAACGACUUUGAGGGGCAAUGCUACUUCUGAGAAUAUUUAUCGCAGUCUCAUUGCCAGGUUGUUUUGGAUCGUGUUUAAUAUACAAUUGGAGGAAGACAAAGAUCUUCUCUAAUACUAUCAGCUUUGAAAAAUAAUGCUUUACGCCUUUAGGCUGAUUUCUUCUCGGAUCUUGACUUCUGAAUAUGAAAAUAUGUCAUGUCGUUAAAA
Nicotiana tabacum (common tobacco) is the source of this 1043-nucleotide messenger RNA. The record is from RefSeq and is a predicted model, not a curated record. NCBI's taxonomy places the organism in Eukaryota, Viridiplantae, Streptophyta, Magnoliopsida, Solanales, Solanaceae.